Populus trichocarpa (black cottonwood) is the source of this 1197-nucleotide messenger RNA. Its product is annotated as F-box protein AUF2. Gene Ontology annotation, molecular function: protein binding. Lineage: Eukaryota; Viridiplantae; Streptophyta; Magnoliopsida; Malpighiales; Salicaceae. The record is from RefSeq and is a predicted model, not a curated record. Bases 136 to 1074 code for a protein of 312 amino acids. The transcript has a single exon.
UCUAAAAUGAAAGGGAAACCCGCAGUUACUUCCCUGAUGCCUUCUCUCCUUAAAAAAGCGAGCUGAGCGACAACACACGGAAUCAAUUCAAUCUAAAUCUAAAUCUAAAUCAAACGAUCAUCGUCAAAAAGCCAGAUGAUCGAAGCAAUGGACGGCUUUGAUCGGCUCCCGGACUCCUUAAUCCUCCUCAUCUUCAACUCUAUCUCCGACAUCAAGGCACUAAUCCGUUGCCGUUCCGUUUCGAAACGUUUCAACUCACUAGUCCCCCAAACCGAAUCCCUCUCUCUCAAAGUCGACUGCGUCAUCUCACCUGAGUCGGACUCCGACUCGCUCUUCACUCUCUUCAAAUCUCUCCUGAAAUCCAUCCACGAUCUCUUCAAACCCGACCCCAAACCCACGGCCCGAAACCAAACCCAGAACUCCCCGGCCCGAAUCCUCUCCCAGUUCGACCGGAUCCGUGACCUCCAAAUCGAACUGCCAGCUGGCGACUUGAAAUUAGAGAAAGGAGCCGUUAUCAAAUGGAGAGCUGAAUUCGGCAAGUCGUUAAAAAGCUGCGUUAUUCUAGGGUUUCGCCGCGUAGCAAAUCCCGAGGGAAAUAGUGCUGACGAGGAAAUUGAUUUUACGGGAGGGUUAAAAACAAGAGUUGUGUGGGCAAUAAGUGCGUUGAUUGCAGCAUCGGCGAGGCAUUAUCUGUUAAACGACGUCGUCAAGGGGCAUAGGGAGAUGGAGAGGUUGGUGUUGGUGGACAGAGAAGGGGAAGGGACGGUGGCGAUGGAGAAGGAAGGGUUGAGGGAGUGUAGGGAGGCGGCGCGUGGAGGAGAGUGGGAGGAGGACGGGGGGAGGACGGUAGUGCCGAGUGUGAGGAUGAGGAUGAGGCACGAGCAAAGAGUGCAGUUGAAGGAUGGAGUUUGGAUGGAAGGUGUGACGUUGGUGGUGGUCAGGCCUUGUAGCGGCGGAGGGGAUGGGGAGGAUGCUGAGUUGGCAUUAGGUGCGUUCGGUGGUGGGAUUUACGGAGAAGCUGUACAGGUACUCCUUAAGAAUAAGAGUUAUUUAUUGGAAAUGAAUUCCUUCUAAUGCUGGUGUGUUUUUUGUUCUUGUUGUUUCAUGUUUUAGAUUUUACACUCGAGGUUGUAUUUACGUGUACAUGUUUUUGAGAAGAAUAAAAUUAAUAAUAAGGAUUUCAGCAUUUUGACUCAA